CCACAUGCUGACUACAGGCAGCACCGCUGUGUCUGAGGACCACAUACUGACUACAGGCAGCACCGCUGAGGACCACAUACUGACUACAGGCAGCACCGCUGAGGACCACAUGUUGACUACAGGCAGCACCGCUGAGGACCACAUGCUGACUACAGGCAGCACCGCUGAGGACCACAUACUGACUACAGGCAGCACCGCUGAGGACCACAUGCUGACUACAGGCAGCACCGCUGUGUCUGAGGACCACAUACUGACUACAGGCAGCACCGCUGAGGACCACAUGCUGAUUACAGGCAGCACCGCUGAGGACCACAUACUGACUACAGGCAGCACCGCUGAGGACCACAUGCUGACUACAGGCAGCACCGCUGAGGACCACAUACUGACUACAGGCAGCACCGCUGAGGACCACAUGCUGACUACAGGCAGCACCGCUGAGGACCACAUACUGGCUACAGACAGCACCGCUGUGUCUGAGGACCACAUACUGACUACAGACAGCACCGCUGAGGACCACAUGCUGACUACAGGCAGCACCGCUGAGGACCACAUACUGACUACAGGCAGCACCGCUGAGGACCACAUGCUGACUACAGGCAACACUGCUGUGUCUGAGGACCACAUGCUGGCUACAGGCAGCACCGCUGAGGACCACAUACUGACUACAGGCAGCACCGCUGAGGACCACAUACUGACUACAGGCAACACUGCUGUGUCUGAGGACCACAUGCUGGCUACAGGCAGCACCGCUGAGGACCACAUACUGACUACAGGCAGCACCGCUGAGGACCACAUACUGACUACAGGCAGCACCGCUGAGGACCACAUGCUGACUACAGGCAGCACCGCUGAGGACCACAUACUGACUACAGGCAGCACCGCUGAGGACCACAUACUGACUACAGGCAACACUGCUGUGUCUGAGGACCACAUACUGACUACAGGCGGCACCACUGUGUCUGAGGACUAACAACAUGAAUAGGAACUAAUAUAGGAGGCAUUAUGAAAAUUAUUCAAGGUUCCAUUUUUAAAAAAGCUUUAAAAAAAACGAAGUCUGGGAACUUUGUUUUGCUGCUAUUUGUCUUUAUCAUCAUUAUAACAUGUUGUUGUGUCUGUCUCUCCCAGGCUAGGGGUCAGAGGGUCAUGUUGUUGUGUCUGUCUCUGCCAGGCUAGGGGUCAGGGGGUCAUGUUGUUGUGUCUGUCUCUGCCAGGCUAGGGGUCAGGGGUCAUGUUGUUGUGUCUGUCUCUGCCAGGUCAGGGUCAGGUGUCAUGUUGUUGUGUCUGUCUCUGCCAGGUCAGGGUCAGGGGGCCAUGUUGUUGUGUCUGUCUCUGCCAGGUCAGGGUCAGGGGGUCAUGUUGUUGUGUCUGUCUCUGCCAGGUCAGGUGUCAUGUUGUUGUGUCUGUCUCUGCCAGGCUAGGGGUCAGGGGGUCAUGUUGUUGUGUAUGUCUCUGCCAGGUCAGGGGUCAUGUUGUUGUGUAUGUCUCUGCCAGGUCAGGGGUAAUGUUGUUGUGUCUGUCUCUGCCAGGCUAGGGGUCAGGGGGUCAUGUUGUUGUGUCUGUCUCAGCCAGGUCAGGGGUCAUGUUGUUUUGUCUGCCUCUGCCAGGUCAGGGUCAGGGGGCCAUGUUGUUGUGUAUGUCUCUGCCAGGUCAGGGUCAGGGGUCAUGUUGUUGUGUCUGUCUCUGCCAGGUCAGGGGUAAUGUUGUUGUGUCUGUCUCUGCCAGGCUAGGGUCAGGGGUCAUGUUGUUGUGUCUGUCUCUGCCAGGCUAGGGGUCAGGGGGUCAUGUUGUUGUGUCUGUCUCUGCCAGGCUAGGGGU
Molecule: messenger RNA, 1815 nt
Organism: Oncorhynchus keta (chum salmon)
Lineage: Eukaryota; Metazoa; Chordata; Actinopteri; Salmoniformes; Salmonidae
Exons: 2
Coding region: 5-970 (321 amino acids)
Source: RefSeq, a predicted model, not a curated record